Acaulospora morrowiae is the source of this 551-nucleotide messenger RNA. The record is from the annotation of a GenBank genome assembly. Lineage: Eukaryota; Fungi; Glomeromycota; Glomeromycetes; Diversisporales; Acaulosporaceae.
GCUUCGAGAUCAAAGUUCGUGGACCUUUUGAUAUUGGCGAACGUAUGUUCUCUUUGUUGUUACAAUCAAAUCAUUCGACCCCAUCUAUGCAGAAAACACAUCUACAUGGUAUGAAUGCUCCGCCACGUCGUGUUUUACUCAAUCCAAAAUCUCCCGAUGGCUGCUGGGACAUAUUAUUCAUGAUCUGCGGUGGUACCGGACUUGCCCCUAUGCUUCAAAUGGUUCAAUAUCAUUAUGAGAGAAACACGCAAACGAAUCGUUCCUUGCACAUCUUGUUUGCAAAUGCGACAGUGGAUGAGAUCAUAGACGCAAAAUAUCUAAAUGAACUUGUUGCCGCAAGCAACGGGACACUCACCAUAACUCACACCCUCUUGCAUGCACCAAGUGAAAAUUGUGAAGGUUCCUCGGGUUACAUAAAUCAAAAGACAUUGCUUGAGUGGAUUUCGAAACAUUAUACACCCAAAGAAUCAACAGAAAACAUCACGAAAAAAACAAAAGAGAACGAAAUCUGUAUCAUCACGGUAUGCACCAAGCGUCAAUUUCACGAGUGA